UCAUAGAAUAGAUAUAAUUACCAAUUAGUAACAAAUAGGUACAUACAACCAAUUUAGCAUUAUAGAUUCAAACUCAAUGUUGAAUGUYCUACAAAAGUAUAAUGUAUUCUGUAAUUACAGUAGUUAAUAAUUGUUAAACAAUUAUGACACUAUGACAGAUGUGCAAGUUUACUGACAUACUUAUUUCAUAUGAAAAACACAUAGGUUAUAACUUUAAUUUCUAGAGUACUGCCCUGGAACGKAAAUUAAAUAGCAAAACUGCAGCUCUCACUGUAUUAAGUGAAGAAUUAGAGAAAUGUCGAAUAGAACGAGAUCAUUUGAAAAUCAUAUUGGAAAAUAAAAUGUUACAUAAUACAUACAAUAGAAAUUAUCAAUUAAAUUACGAUAAACUUGUGAAUCAACUAAGAGAAGAAAAUAAGAUACUGAGAUUGGAAGCAGAGGAUGUGCGUCAAAAAUUACAGGAUGCUCAAGGUGACAACCAAGUUUUAAGAACUGGUGGUUUUGUCAAGGAUUGUAUAAAUACUAUAUUAACAAGCUCUGAUAGUAAAGAAGAAUUAGUAAAAAAUUUAGAAAUCGUACAUUCAAAAUAUCAGCAAUUAAAGCUUGAUUUUGGUUUAUUACUGGAUGAUAAACAAGAAUUAAUCACUGAACGAGAUGGAUUUCGAAGWAAAAUACGACGGUUAAAUUAUCAAUUAGCAGCUUCUUUAAAUGCUAAUAAAAAUCAAUGUGUAUUAGAUAUUGAUAGUUUAUUAUUAGAAAACAAGUAUUUAAAUGAAAGAUUGCAGUUAGAGAUCGCCGAAAAGGAAAUGAUAAAGAAAACAAAUUCAUUAUACCAGAGUACAUCAAAAAUAAAUGAAGAUUCAUCUUUAUUGUUCACUAAUAACUCAAUAGCCCGUAAAGUAAUAACUUGUAAACAGAUGCAACAAAUUUUGGAAACUGGGAAUCUUCAAGCUUUGUUUUCAAACAGCACAACUCUUGCAGAUUUAAGAAAGUUGUGUCAGACACUAUUUGAAGCAUUGCAAGAUAAAACUAUAGCACUUAAUCAUCAAAAAAAAACCAAUAAAAUAUUAGCUAAACGAUUGGAAGACUUGGAAAAAAAAAUAAAAUUGAUUAACCAAGGGGAAGCCAUUAUAUCACCUUCGCUGACUUUAUUGAAUGAUUGUUCAAAUACAUCUGAUGAUACGGAUUUUGAAACAAGUUCUAUUGAUGAAUCAAACGCUUGUGUAAUUUCUAAAGAAGAUGAUUCUAUCAUUAAAAAUGUUGAUUUUGAUAAGUAUCCUAAUGAAAUGAAUACUUUACCAAAAAAUUUGCAACAACUUGUUACCGAGGCUAUGCAAACAAUGGCCUUUGAUUCGUCUACCCCUUCCUCUGGUAAAGCUUGUCUCAGUUCUACUUCAGAUUAAACAUAUAAUGUUAUAAUCUGUUCAAUAUAAUGUUACAUUUUUAAUAC
Messenger RNA from Diuraphis noxia (Russian wheat aphid), 1450 nucleotides. RefSeq names its product coiled-coil domain-containing protein 149. The record is from RefSeq and is a predicted model, not a curated record. Lineage: Eukaryota; Metazoa; Arthropoda; Insecta; Hemiptera; Aphididae.